AUGACGGCCGUCACCUCUGCAGUUGUUUGUCUCGGGUUCCCUGGCAAUGCAGAGGGCCAAUCUGAUAGCAGUAAGGGAUUUGUUUGCCCCAGCUUCAACCACCAUCACCUCUCAAGCCACAACCUCAGCUCCUCCAACCACCACCACCACCUUAGCUCCUCCAACCACCACCACCACCUCAGCUCCUCCAAACACCACCACCUCAGUUCCUCCAACCACCACCACCUCAGCUCCUCCAACUACCAACACCUCAGCUCCUCCAACCACCACCACCACCUCAGCUCCUCCAACCACCACCACCUCAGUUCCUCCAACCACCACCACCUCAGCUCCUCCAACUACCAACACCUCAGCUCCUCCAACCACCACCACCACCUCAGCUCCUCCAACCACCACCACCUCAGCUCCUCCAACCACCACCACCACCUCAGCUCCUCCAACCACCAACACCUCAGCUCCUCCAACCACCAACACCUCAGCUCCUCCAACCACCAACACCUCAGCUCCUCCAACCACCACCACCUCAGCUCCUCCAACCACCACUUGGUGUGGUCCUCUGUAGCUCAGCUGGUAGAGCACGGCGCUUGUAACGCCAAGGUAGUGGGUUCGAUCCCCGGGACCACCCAUACACAAAAAUGUAUGCACGCACGACUGUAAGUCGCUUUGGAUAAAAGCGUCUGCUAAAUGGCUUAUUAUUAUUAUUACCACCACCUCAGCUCCUCCAACCACCACCACCUCAGCUCCUCCAACCACCACCACCUCAUCUCUUCCAACCACUGGCGCUGCAGCUCUUUAUUGGUCGGAAGGGGUGAUUGUGUGGAACUGUUGCGGACAAUAAAUCCAAUAGAAGGCCCCAGAGGCAGCCUGGAAGUUGACAUUCUACAGAGGGUUAUGGCAGCUCUACAAUUGCCCUAAGUGCUCCACACUCACCCCGUGACUGGGACACAUUAACUCGACCAUCCCAGACACUUUAGACCCACUCCAAUUUGCAUACCGCCCCAACAGAUCCAUAGAUGACGCAAUCUCAAUUGCUCUCCACACUGCCCUCACCCACCUAGAUAAGAGGAAUACCUAUGUGAGAAUGCUGUUCAUUGAUUAUAGCUCAGCGUUCAACACCAUUGUCCCCUCCAAGCUCGUCACCAAGCUUAGGACUCUGGGUCUGAACACCUCCCUCUGCAACUGGAUCCUGGAAUUCCUGACGGGCCGACUCCAGGUGGUGAGGGUAGGCAACAUCACCUCUGCCACGCUGACCCUCAACACAGGGGCCCCACAGGGUGUGUGCUUAGUCCCCUCCUGUACUCCCUGUUCACCCACGACUGCGUGUCCACGCACGACUCCAACACAAUCAUCAAGUUUGCUUACGACACGACGGUGGUAGGCCUGAUCCCUGGCGAUGAUGAGUCAGCCUACAGGGAGGAGGUCAGUGCCUCAACAACAACCUCUCCCUCAACGUCAGUAAGACCAAGAAGCUGAUCGUGGACUACACAAAUCACUAAAGACUUAAAAUGGUCCAAACACACGCGCACAGUCAUGAAGAAGGCACAAGUCAUGAAGAAGGCAUCAUGAAGAAGGUGCAACCGGAGGUUGAAAAAGUUUGGCAUGGGCCCUCAAAUCCUCAAAAAGUUCUACAGCUGUCCCAUUGAGAGCAUUUUGACUGGCUGCCUCACUGCCUGGUAUGGCAAUAGCACCGCCCUCAAUCACAUGGCACUACAGAGGGUGGUGUGGACAGCCAAUUACAUCACUGGGGCUGAGCUCCCUGCCAUCCAGGACUUCUAUAUCAGGUGGUGUGGUAGGAAGGCCUGGAAGAUCGUUAAAGACUCCAACCACCCAAGCCAUGGACUAUUCUCUCUGCUUCCGCACGGCAAGUGGUACCGGUGCAUCAAGUCUAGCACCAACAGGCUCUUGAACAGUUUCUAUCCCCAAGCAAUAUGACUGAUAAAUAGCUAACAAAAUAGCUACACAGACUAUCUGAGUUAACCUUGUAUCCUCAUUGACCUUUUUAUUUGUAUUUGUAUUUUUGUCUCUAUGCACACUCACAGGGCCAUACACACUCGCACACACACUCACUCCAUCAUCUGCUCACUCUCACAUAACAUGCACAUACAUGUAUACUGACUCUACACACACACACACCCACUCACAUGCAAGCUGCUGCUACUCUGUUUAUCUUAUAUCCUGAUGCCUAGUCACCUUACCCCUAUACAUAUCUACCUCCAUCACACCGGUAUCCCUGCACAUUGUAAAUAUGGUAUUGGAACUGACCCUGUAUAUAGUAUGCUUACUUACUUAUUGUGUUCUUCAUUUUUCUUCUUAUUUCUUGUGUUUUUUUCCCCUAGUAUUACAUUGUUAUUGAUUAUUGCAUUGUGGGGUUUUGAGUUUGCAAGAAAGGCAUUUCACUGUACUUGUGCAUGUGACAUUAAAACUUGAAACUUGAAACUUGAUAGGACGCUUUAUCUUCAGCGCCACUCAUUCCUACUCUCCAACCUGACUUACUACACCCGCCACUCCCCUACUGGGACGAAGGAUAGGACACUUUAUCUUCAGCGUCACUUGUUCCUUUGAAUCAGUUCAUUGUUAUAAUACUGUUUUAAAUGUUAACACAAAUCAUAUUUUUUCAGUCCUUGAAUCAUUUUUAUAACACCAAUAAUAACACAACCAAUUAGGAUGCCACCAUCAGUGAACUCUUCAACAACCAGAGCUUUGGAAACCCCCUCCUCCUUGCACAGAAACUGUACCCGAGGUAACACUCCCCCUCUAUCACACACUGUAUGAUUUGGUCUCUAGAAAGGUACUACAGACAUCUUCAACCCUUAACAAAUAGUCUCAAGGUGUAUGGCCCCUCACAGUGGGUUCAGAGAUAUCUGUGUUUAGCUACUACUGGGGUUGGCAGUGCGCAGUGUUCCCGACAACGUUGAGGUAACUAGACAACUCGUGCUGUAGCCAAACUGGAGCGGACCUUGACCAGAGUUGAAGCGAUGAGAGGAGACCUUCCCAAAAGCUAAGUACUUCUCCAUUCAACAUAUACCCCGCCUCUCCAUUUACCUUUGAUUUUGAAUUACCUUAUCACGCUUUGUUGAUUUCCCUAUUGGGUUGUGGAUUCAUAUACUAUUAUUCAUUAUUGUUUUUUUGCUUUGCAAUUACUGUAUUCCUGCUUUUGGAAACCCCUUCCACCCUCCAGCCUAUUUGACACACUGUAUGAUUUGUUCUCUAGAAAGGUACGACAGACAUCUUCAACUCUAAACGGACAGGGACCAGAGUUUAGACAGAGGUGUACAAAAGUUAAGUACUUCUCCAUUCCAUUACGAUUUUGUUUGAUCAUAUUUGGAGGUACUUUUAAGAUAUACAGCUUAUGGUUGAGGUCUAUUGUAUUUUAUGGCGCUUUAUCACAACAGCGCCAUCUGCUGACAGAAUAUUUGUUUUCCACUCAGUACAACGAGCCCCAGGAGAGGCCUACUCCAAGCACUCGAUUGGAGUCCUCAGAGCGUGCCUGCUGUGA
Coregonus sp. 'balchen' is the source of this 3496-nucleotide messenger RNA. Lineage: Eukaryota; Metazoa; Chordata; Actinopteri; Salmoniformes; Salmonidae. The record is from the annotation of a GenBank genome assembly.